Messenger RNA from Rotaria sordida, 609 nucleotides. Lineage: Eukaryota; Metazoa; Rotifera; Eurotatoria; Philodinida; Philodinidae. The record is from the annotation of a GenBank genome assembly.
AUGACAGCAUUUUAUCGAACAUUAUUAUAUACUUUCGUCGUAUUUUUGUCUAUUUUUUAUCGAUUAACAUAUUCACAAUCACCAACAACAUCAUCGAUAUCUCCAAUAGUAUCUAAUUCAAAUAACACAACAAACUUUACAAAUACAUCCAUUGAUACUAAUUCAGCAUUAUCUUCAAGUUCAACUUCAUUUUCGAACAGUUUGGCAUCAGUUAGUACUACUAAUUCAAUAAGUUCAUCAGACAUAUCAACAACGCCAACUACAACAGUUAGUGGUUCGAUAAAUACUAAUAUUUCUGUGGAUCAAUCAACAACAUCUAGUGUUAAUAAUACUCGUCCCCCAGAUGCAUCAUCAGGACCAGGCUGGUGGUUGUUAGUUGCCCUUCUUAUAACAAUAGCCAUCGUUAUUAUUGCUGGUAUUAUUUUCUAUUAUCGAAAGCAAUCUUCAUAUAGACGAUGUAUCCCUUGUUUACAAUGGAAUAGACAAUACAAUUUCAGAUUUCUUCGAAAUUGGCGAUCACGUGAUGAUGAUGCAGAUAAUAUUAUUUUACAACUUGAACAAUCCGAAAUAUCACCUGGUCAAUGGCCACCUCGAAUCUCUUUUACUUAA